Messenger RNA from Aureobasidium subglaciale EXF-2481, 348 nucleotides. RefSeq lists its product as uncharacterized. The transcript is spliced from 4 exons. Lineage: Eukaryota; Fungi; Ascomycota; Dothideomycetes; Dothideales; Saccotheciaceae. The annotation marks the transcript as partial. The record is from RefSeq and is a predicted model, not a curated record.
AUGCUUGAAGGCGCAGACUUAUUGCUAUGUCCGACCUGUGGUACACAGUUCGACACACCUGCAGACAAUCCACCUUCCGGUCACUGCAGAAUAUGUGAUGAUCCGAGACAAUAUAUCCCUGCCACUGGACAAGCAUGGACGAGUUUGAAGGCUGAAGCUGGAAAACACGAGACCAAGUGGAAGCAAGAUGAGCAUGACAAGCGUAUUUGGUCCAUCUGGGCUGAGCCAAAGAGAGACAGGAGAAAAUUGCACCUCGGUAUAGGACAACGCGCCCUCCUCCUCCAAACACCUCACGGCAACGUCCUCUGGGAUUGUAUAGCCUACCUCGAUCAACAACUCAUAGAUUUU